AUGGAAAUAAAAAUUUUGUUCACCGUGGUAUCAGCAGUUGUUCUUGUUUGUCAUGGAUCUCCAAUAGUAGAUAAUGCUAAAAUAAUGUCUGGAGUUUUUAUUCCAGAGGAAACAAUUAAAACAAUUCAAGAUGACGUAUCAUUGAAUCAACAACCAAGCCAGCAACAGGUUCUUAUCAAUCAACAACCUCAACAGCAACAACAAAUUUCUAUUAGCCAACAACCGCAACAACAGGCUGUUGCUCAACUGAACCAGCAAGUAGUUUACCAAACACAACCCCAACAACAAGCUGUUGCUCAACCGAACCAGCAAGUAGUUUACCAAACACAACCCCAGCAAGAAGCUGUUGCUCAACCGAACCAGCAAGUAGUUUACCAAACACAACCCCAACAACAAGCUGUUGCUCAACCGAACCAGCAAGUAGUUUACCAACAAGCCAUUGGUCAACCCAACCAACUGCUGGUUUAUCUGGCUCAACCACAACCAUCCACUCAGCAAGUAAUUGGUCAGCCACAGCAGCAGGUUGUUAGUCAACCAGAUCAACAGAUCGUAUAUCAACAACCGCAACAACAACCACCUCAAACUCAACAGCUCAACCAAAUCAACAAGCGGUUUAUCAACAACCACAACCCGGGAGCGCCUGGACAAAUUGUUCUAGGUCAGUCGACAUACGUAAAUCAACAACCACGUCCGGUGUACAUCUCGCAACCUGCUAACCAACAGCCAGCAUUGGUGAACCAGCAACCUAAUCGCGGACAGCCGAUAUAUUUUGCGCAACCAGGACAAACCGUGUUAUUAGCCCAACCGAACCAGCCUUCAGGUCAACAACAGUAUGUGAUCGGUCAACCUCCCCAGCAGACGAUACUUGUUGGACAAUCCGGUCAGUUUGUAAAUCAAAGGCCACCACCGGGUAGUGUGUACGCACUCGUGCCAGUCUCAAAUUCAAAUAAUCCAAAUCUUAGUCAAAGUCAAGGCAGCGGCACCAUUUACAUCCCCGUACAAGGAUCGAAUCAAGUUUUCGCUGUCUCUUCUUAA
This is a messenger RNA of Danaus chrysippus (African queen), 1035 nucleotides long. NCBI's taxonomy places the organism in Eukaryota, Metazoa, Arthropoda, Insecta, Lepidoptera, Nymphalidae. The record is from the annotation of a GenBank genome assembly.